CAAAAAACAAAAUAAAUAAACACACUUGCUCUAAUCCUCUAAAUAAUAAUAAAUAAAAUAAAACAAUUUACAACGAAUCAAGUGAUAUUAGAGUUUUAUAUUUUGCCUUGUCUUGCAUGUGUAACAUUUGCAUAGCAUAGACUCUAUGAUUUUUAACUAUGCUAUUCAAACAUCACUGUCAUUUUUAAAAGAUUUUUCGAACUUUUAAAAGAAUGGAUAGAAUAUUACCAGAAAAGAAUAAAAUAUGUCGCCUGUGCUUAAGUGAAACAGUAAUAUACUACUCGCUGCUCGAAGAGGAUCGUGCUCUUUUCUUGGAAACGUUAACUUCGAUAAAAGUUGACGAACAUGGUCCAAUGCCUACAAAUGCGUGUAUUAAAUGUUGCUUAAGUUUGAAGUACGCCUUCCAAAUUCAACAGAAUAUACUCGAAGCAGAUCGAAAACUUCGCUUACUAAACAACCAAGUAACCGAAAAUGAAAACGUAUUUGUCUUUUCGAAGAGCGUAGAAAUUGCCAAAAAAGACUGUAAUAAUGACGAGGCGGAAAUCGUCGAGAAGGAUCUUUUCAAAACGUUAUUCAACAAAGAGAAUGAAUUCGACGAAGAAAUGCCCCUAACAAACUUUCACGAAAUAAAGACUGAAAACUCGCUACUCGACAGUUUACCUGAUGAGCCUGAUGCUGUGCUAAUAAAAACUGAGAACGAACAUUCCAUAGUUCAGAACGAAAAUGUCAUAGAAUUACCAGUUAUUUUAGAAGACUCCAACACAGACAACGCUACUCAAGCGUGUAAAAUUUGCGGUCUCGAUUUCCCCGAAAAAGAAUUGAUGGAGCAUAUCCAAUUUCAUUACUUUUCCACUGUCAAAUGCGAUGAAUGCAAUAUGCCUUGUGAAAACAUCCAUUCUUAUAGAUCACAUUUACUAGAGGAGCACAAGGACAUACCCGCUAAUAAGAAUUGGGUUUGCAAGAUUUGUCAAGUGCGGUUUCUGUACAAACCCUUGUAUAUUAUCCAUUUUAGAAGUGCACAUCCGGUUAAAACGAAAACCCUCGAAGAUCAAACGGGGGCCUUCCCAUGUUCCUAUUGUAAGAAGAAGUUUCACAACGAGAAACGACGUGAUGCUCACAUGUCGGUGCACAAAAAGAAGCAAUGUGAUAUAUGCGGCGUUUACAUCACGCCUACAAACUUCCCUGCUCACAGAAAAUCCCAUUUAGAGGAGGAAGUAGAGUGCCCCAUUUGCGGGCGAAAGUACAAGAACACCGUCUCGCUUAAGGGGCACAUCCAUUACACGCAUUCGCAGAGAACAUACAUGUGCGAAUUCUGCGAGAAAACCUUCAAAAAAUCCUACAGCUUGCUGUUGCACAUUAAAAGAGAGCACACCGGUGAAAAAUCCCACAUUUGCGAUCUCUGCGGCAAAAGUUUCCUGACGUUCUACAAUUUGAGCAAGCACAAAAAAAUGACCCAUCAGAAACUGCGCCCCUUUCAGUGCGAGUACUGCCAGAAGAAGUUUUCGUCUAAAUUCGCCCUUCGAACGCACGAGCGCCAGCACACCCUGGACGCCCCAUUUAAGUGCGACCUUUGCAAUCAGAGCUUCCGCCAGAAAGUGUCUCUGAAGAGCCACAAGAAGUCUGUGCACAACGUCGAGGAGCCGCUGACUUGCGCUUGCGAGGUGUGUGGAAAGCGAUUCAGCAGCAAAUUUGCUGUUAUGAGCCACAUGAGGCUGCAUUAGUUGUUUGUAUUUUUUGUUGCAUUUUGUAUUGUUGUUGUUUGGUAAUUUUUUAAUAAACGUUUGUUA
Molecule: messenger RNA, 1787 nt
Organism: Phyllotreta striolata
Lineage: Eukaryota; Metazoa; Arthropoda; Insecta; Coleoptera; Chrysomelidae
Source: the annotation of a GenBank genome assembly